AUGCUGGGGGUGGCUGUGGAUGAAGAGUCGGAGCUGAAGUUGGCAGAACGGGAGAAAGAAAUUGAGGCCUUUCCUCCCAAAGAAGCGUGUAAAUGUCAUGCUGAUGAGCUGGCAAAACGGAUGCAGCUGCACAGCAAAAAUGCAGUGCCUGUUCAUUCCGUUCCCCAGGUUGAUUUACAAAAGGGACUUUCUGAAUUCUCAGUACUACAGCGCCGAAUCAAACAUGGCUGGAAUGAAUUUGUUGUUGAUAAUAAAGAGCCAAUAUGGAAGAAAUAUUUUGAUCAGUUUAAGAACCCGCUGAUCCUCUUGCUGUUGGCCUCUGCUUUAGUGAGCGUGAUUACUAAAGAGUAUGAGGACGCCGUCAGUAUUGCAGUGGCUGUCCUCAUCGUGGUCACUGUGGCCUUCAUUCAGGAGCACCGUUCUGAAAAAUCCCUGGAAGAACUUAACAAGUUAGUCCCACCAGAGUGUAACUGCCUGAGGGAGGGAAGACUCCAACAUCUUCUCGCUCGAGAACUCGUGCCAGGAGACAUUGUGUGCCUUUCCAUGGGAGACAGAGUUCCUGCAGAUAUAAGACUCACAGAGGUUACAGAUCUUUUAGUGGACGAGUCCAGUUUUACAGGAGAAGUGGAACCCUGUAGUAAGACUGAUGGCAUCUUAUCAGCACCGGGAGCCAUGAUGACACUCAGCAAUAUUGCUUUUAUGGGAACUCUUGUGCGAUACGGCAAGGGAAAGGGCAUUGCCAUUGGAACAGGAGAAAACUCACAGUUCGGGGAAGUGUUCAAAAUGAUGCAGGAGGAAGAGACACCCAAAACACCCUUGCAGAAAAGCAUGGAUAAAUUGGGGAAACAGCUUACUCUCAUUUCUUUCGGCAUUAUUGGUUUGCUCAUGCUGAUCGGUUGGCUGCAAGGAAAACACCUCCUUGGGAUGUUCACCAUCGGAGUGAGCUUAGCUGUAGCUGCCAUUCCAGAAGGCCUCCCCAUUGUUGUUACGGUGACUCUAGUCCUCGGUGUCUUGAGAAUGGCCAAGAAGCGAGUCAUCGUGAAGAAGCUGCCAAUAGUAGAAACUCUGGGUUGUUGCAAUGUUAUCUGUUCUGACAAAACCGGGACGCUGACUGCCAACGAGAUGACUGUCACUCACCUUGUAACUUCAGAUGGUUUCAAGGCGGAGGUGAGUGGAGUUGGAUACAACGGAGAAGGAAAUGUGUGUCUCUUACCAUCUAGAGACAUCCUUAGAGGAUUUGCCAACAUCUCUGUGGGAAAACUAGUGGAGGCCGGCUGUGUUGCCAACAACGCGGUCAUCCGGAAGACGACGGUGAUGGGACAGCCGACAGAAGGCGCCCUGGUAGCCCUGGCAAUGAAGAUGGGACUGAGUGAUAUAAAAGACCUUUAUGUCAGAAAGAAAGAGAUUCCAUUUAGCUCCGAGCAGAAAUGGAUGGCAGUCAAAUGUACCCUGAAGAAUCAGGAUCAGGAAGAUAUCUAUUUUAUGAAGGGGGCCUUUGAGGAAGUGAUGCAACAUUGUACCUCAUUUAAUAGCGGCGGCAUUGCGCUCCCACUGACGCCACAACAGAAGGCAGUCUAUGUUCAAGAGGAGAAAAGCAUGGGAUCGCUCGGAUUAAGGGUGCUCGCACUGGCUUUUGGACCUGAACUUGGGAGGCUCACAUUUUUAGGUCUAGUUGGAAUCAUUGACCCUCCAAGGCAUGGAGUGAAGGAAGCUGUUCAAGUCCUCAUUGAAUCAGGGGUAUCGGUGAAAAUGAUAACUGGAGAUGCAUUGGAAACAGCUUUGGCCGUUGGACAAAAUAUCGGUCUUUGCAACAGGAAAAUGAAAACUAUGUCUGGGGAGGAACUGGAGAACAUCACUGAGUCAGCGCUGUCCUCAACGGUCCAAAAUGUUUCCAUCUUCUUCCGAACAAGUCCAAAACACAAACUUAAAAUCAUAAAGGCCUUGCAGCAGGCAGGCGCCAUCGUGGGGAUGACUGGAGAUGGAGUGAACGACGCAGUCGCUCUAAAAUCUGCUGAUAUUGGCGUUGCAAUGGGACGGGCAGGCACGGAUGUCAGCAAAGAGGCAGCAAGCAUGAUUCUUGUGGAUGACGACUUCUCAACAAUCAUGAAUGCAAUUGAGGAGGGAAAAGGAAUCUUUUACAACAUUAAAAAUUUUGUUCGAUUUCAGCUCAGCACGAGCAUCUCAGCUCUCAGUUUAAUCGCUCUGUCAACAGUAUUCAAUUUGCCAAAUCCGCUCAACGCAAUGCAGAUUUUAUGGAUCAAUAUUAUCAUGGAUGGCCCCCCAGCUCAAAGCUUGGGCGUUGAACCAGUGGACAGAGAUGCCAUCAAGCAACCGCCAAGGAGCCUCACGGAUACGAUUCUUAGCAAGUCCCUGGUGUUGAAGAUCUUAAUGUCAGCCACUGUUAUCAUCAGUGGAACCAUGUUUAUCUUCUGGAAGGAGAUUCCGGAAAGUGGCGUAACCCCACGGACCACGACGAUGACGUUCACUUGCUUUGUGUUCUUUGAUCUUUUCAAUGCUUUGACGUGCCGCUCCCAGACAAAACUGAUAUUAGAAAUUGGCCUUUUCCGAAACCACAUGUUCUUAUAUUCCGUGCUGGGUUCCAUUUUGGGCCAGAUGGCUGUAAUUUACAUUCCUCCUCUACAGAAGAUCUUCCAGACAGAGAAUUUAGGAGCAUUAGACUUGUUGUUCCUCACUGGCCUGGCAUCUUCCGUUUUCAUCCUCUCAGAACUGGUCAAAUUGUGUGAAAGAUAUUGCUGCCCCCGAUCAAAGACAGACCACAUCCAGCUGCAAGAUGUGUGACUUAGAAGAAUGAAGGUUCCUGUAGUCUUAGGUGUAGCUCAACAGUGAACUUGGGCUUUGCAUAUCAAGGAUUUCAGGUUCAAUCCAUCUCCAGGAAGGGCUGGAGAAACUCCUGUCUAAAGCCCUGGAAAGCUGCUGCCAGUCAGAGUUUGCAAUAUUGGACUAGAUGGGUCAUGAGCUGGACUCAACGUAGGGCAGCUUCUUCUGUUCCUUAGGUUUCCAUCCACAUAAAUCUGGAAUGCUAUUUCAAAUGAAACUCUCGGUUCCAGGAAUUCACACGGGAUUAAUUGAUCUUUUUAUACACUACUGAAAGUCGUCAAGCAGCUUGAGAUCAACGGAGCUCUCAUCAAACCACAUUGUCGUCGUCUGCAUGACUCCUCUCUUGUUCUAUACUGUGUUUAAAGAGAAACUUAAAGCAAAAAGGAACCGCGACACAAACCCGUGGCACCAUCAACAUUUAUUUAUUUAAGUUGUAAUAAAACUUUUUUGUUAAUAAAACAUGUUGUCAGGAGAUCGUGUGACCUAACGAUCAGAAACACACGUUCACACCGAUACCCCACAAAAUGUUUUGUGUGAACGUGAACCAGCAUUUUCACUCACGGGAGACUAAAACGGAGGUUAGAAGUGUCUGGCAUUCUUCAUUCCCCAAGACAAAAAAAUGUAAUUAAUAUUACUGUUAUUAUGUUGGCACAGAUAUCUCUCUGGAUCACAGGCAACUACAAGAAGAAAUUAUUUGGAAAUUAGAUUGUUAUUUUUCUCUCUGCGCUCAGAACAGGUGCAUUUUUUAACAACAGUGAAUUAGAGGGAGUGGCUUAAUAUUUUAACAAACUGUUUCCAGGCUUUGGAAGACUGCCUGAAAAACACCCUUCCCUAACCUCAGAGCAACAGGUAGUCACCAGUCCCUAAAUCUGACCUUGAUAGCACCUAUUGUUGGGACUUUUAUUUGCAAUCUCGCAUGCAGCCUGUAGUUUGAGUGACUGGGAGGGACUUUUCUGCGCUGGGGUGAUUAUCUGUCCAGCACUAACCCAUUGUUCCUUCCAGUCUCUCCAUUCAAAGAGAGCCCCGCCUCUUUGCAAAGCUCUCUUGCCCUCUCUUUCGUCUUUUGGUGGCAGUUGUGUGUUUGCUGUUCAGUUCGUUGACGGUAUCUGUGCAGUAAUAAAAGCAGCAUGCACAAGUCUGUGAUUUCAAGCAACUGUAUGUAAUGUUUUUAUUCUUUCUCCUACAAAAAUGUCUCAGAGUGAAUUCCUGAGACCUUAAGUGCCAGUUAAUGAGAAAGCGG
Molecule: messenger RNA, 4078 nt
Organism: Pogona vitticeps (central bearded dragon)
Lineage: Eukaryota; Metazoa; Chordata; Lepidosauria; Squamata; Agamidae
Source: RefSeq, a predicted model, not a curated record